Molecule: messenger RNA, 2022 nt
Organism: Bemisia tabaci
Lineage: Eukaryota; Metazoa; Arthropoda; Insecta; Hemiptera; Aleyrodidae
Source: RefSeq, a predicted model, not a curated record
AUGACGGAGAACCUCCACGGUAAUGUUAAGACGAAUAACGUCUCCAAGACGCGUGAAAACUGCGCAACAAGACCCACCUACAAAGGAAGGAGGCUGCAUUUGAAGACCGUGGUCAUGGAGUUUUAUAUAUAUGAUCUAGCGACUGCAGCCACGAUAGUUACAGCAAGAGCCGGUGAGGGCGCUGCCUGCCUACUCUUCACAAGUGAUUGUCCACAGAAAUGCACGCACACAACAGGGUCCACGACUCCAGAUAUCUGGAAAAUAACCAUUCUGUCUCGACACUGCGCUCGACACUACUCGGGGUCCUGCCUGAAGUUGGACGUGCUUCGGAUCGUGAACUCUCUUCACAACAACUCCUACCAGAUUCUGCCGGGAGUCUCGCUCAAGUUCGGUAGGGCCAAGGGUGGCGGUGGAGGUGCGGGCGGCAAGGGCCAGGUGCCGCUGGAAGUGGUGCGCUCCAUCGCCCAGGAGAACGAAACGGCCGAGUUCGACAAAUACUUCUACGAGAAGAUCAAAUCGCAGCUCAAUUCCGCCUCCAUCCACUUCCGUCUCUUCGACGACAACCCUGCCACCGGCAAGACUCUCGAUACCUCCAUCUGGUCGGAUUUGUACAAAACAAUCAGAGGUCGGAAGAAGAACCAAGGGAUGAAGAACGCGCUGAAGAACGCCGGGAUGGUGGCCGGCUCGACGCUCCUGGUGAUGAGCAUGAAGACGAUCAUGGCGUUCUCGGUGAAGGCCUUCAUGGCGGCCAUGCUGUCGCUGCUCAUCUCGGCGCUGCAGAUGCGGAAGGGCCACGGGCACGGGGCCGGCUACACCCACGGGAGCACCACCUACGAGAUCAUCGCCAAGCCGAUGAUCUCGCACACGUCCAGCAUCGCCGUGGAGCCGCACCACGUGGAGGCCGUCUCGGAGGCCCAGGCCGGCGGCGACCACUACCGGCGCAGCCAGUACUUCGACGCCCUCGACUACGAGCCCCAGUACGGCGUCCCGCGCCCUGUCCCCAUCCCCGUCUCCCACUACUCCGCCGCCCACGGACACCCCGGCUCCGGCGUCGUCUACCAUGCUCAAGUCAACACCAUCAACUAGCACGCCUCGUAUUGCAGUAGGUCAGUAUGCGCAAUCUCGGAAUCUCUCAGAGACAACCAAAAACUACAGAAUAUCUUCUUAGGGAGAGUGUGGCCACUGGGCCCUAUGGAGAGGCUUAGGGCCCAAAAAUGGCGGCGCUUUGCUUUGGUUUCUGAGAUGGUGACCUCGUGAUCAUCAACCACACUUGCUGCCAACCUAACAACAUCUUAGAUUAUUUUCCUCGAAAAUUGCACAUGAUUAGCCGUAAAAUUGUGUAAGUACGUCGUAAUAAUGCAUUCAAGUAAAUUUCUUGCUGCGAUGUGCAAAAAAACUACAUUUUGAGUCAUUUUGUACUUACAUAUACUUACAGCUUUCACCAUUUUUGGGCCCUAUAGGACUCUAUUCAGCCUAACAUGGCUGAGCCAAUCAGGGGUGGUAACCGAAGUGGCCAUACUCUCCCCAUAAAGGUAUUCUACCAAAAACCGGAGACAAGAAGCGAUCCUUCAUUGGUAUUUUAAUAACUGUUGAAGUUUUUACUUUCGAGACUCCAGCAUUCAAGUGUUGAUCGGUGUCCCUACGCUUGUGGGUCCGUACUAUGCGGACUUUCCCUAUACCAGCAUGGACACUGGACAGUGUAUGGAACAAAAGCAUAAAGGGAGGCUUCAAGUGACCAGUUGAGUUAUCUAAUCCAGAAUCAGCUUCCCACUCCCUCCUCCGUCUAGCUGUUUGUGGGUCAGACUUGAUUAAUUUAUAAUUACCUCAUAAAACUAUAUACCAGUUGUGACUUUGAACAUGAGGACUUAAAUCAUUAAUUUCUCUCAUUUACUCUCAUAUUUUUGAUGUGCAUUUGUAUCUAGGUAUAAAUAUAUUGUUACUUUAAUAUUUAUGUUACACUAAUCAAAGUACUGAUAGUUUUAAGUAAUGUUACGACUAAAAUGGAUAUAAGUUGUACAUUUA